AUGCCAAAAGGUGGUUUUACCUUCAUUCGUCUUUUUGUGCUCUUACUUAGUUUCUUCACUAUUUGUCUGGGAGUCCUUUGCGUUUCCACGAAUUCAUCUACGUGCAGAUGUCAAAAUAAUGAGCUGGUGUAUUAUUGCCUGUUAGCUUUGGGGCUCUGUCUCCUUGUUACUGGCAUUUUCUGGAGCACUUUCCAUAAAGUCCUGAAAUACAGGGCCCUUGACAUCUUAAUUCGAAAUCCCAGCUGCAGAGAGCUCCGUGUCUGCACCAUAGACAGGCCUGACUUCCAUCCUCCCUCCUAUGAAGGCAGAACAGAUCCUGAAAAAGAGAUCUCUCCACUGUCAGUUGCCUGCAUACUAGAACAGCAAGAAGUCAAUAUCCCUCCACCUCCAUAUAGUGAAAGCAGAGCAGAGUUUGUCAGUGAAACAAAUGAGCAGGAGCAGCCACCACCAUACGAAUUGUCUGUGUGGCACCUAUGGCAGCAGCAAACAGCUGAACAAGACUCAAACCUCAGAGUAGAGUCAAAUUCUCAUACAUCCACUCAAGAAAUCAGUUACCAACAGGAUGCAGACGUCCAGGGGACCUCAGAAAGAGCAACACCUGUAAAAACACCUGAGACAGGCAGCUGGCAAAAUCCUGCAUCUGUGAAGCAGGGACAAAUGGAAGAAGACUUUUGUCAGUGA
Molecule: messenger RNA, 681 nt
Organism: Acanthisitta chloris (rifleman)
Lineage: Eukaryota; Metazoa; Chordata; Aves; Passeriformes; Acanthisittidae
Gene: TMEM252
Product: transmembrane protein 252
Exons: 2
Coding region: 1-681 (226 amino acids)
Source: RefSeq, a predicted model, not a curated record